AUGGCCAUCAUCACAACCGUGAGUGUUUGGCUAGGUUUAGGUGCUGGUAUGUUGGUCCACUAUAUAUACAAUUCCGCCAGUGGUGGUAAUUACAGUCGAGUAUGGGCCGCCUUUGUCCUCUAUCCAUACACCAUUCUACCAGCACUAGGGAUGCCAGCAGCCAAGUGCAAGCUCAGUGAUUUCACUCUUGCUAGUUUCUCAACAGCUUUCACUUACAUCCCUAUUGGUUUCUACCUUGUAGAGCCGUAUACUGAGACAUGGAUCACCGGAGUGAGUGUCACUUUGGGUGCACUUAGCCCAUGUGCAGUCAUGUUGGUCUUGUCUCUGUGUAAUCUAACACCAUCGCCCGGUAUAUCUAUCACACAUAAACUACCUUUCGCGGCCGCUGACUUAUUCGAUUUACUCACGGGUUAUUUCAUCUCUGCUCGAGAUCAUCGCAAUGCAAUCAAUGCAGAGUCUGCUGACUUCAUUAAGGUGUGUGGUGCUGCAGCUGGGAAGAGGAUACCACCACGGCUGAGCGCGAUAUUCUGGAAUAUGGCCGGCGAGCUUCUAUCCCUCAGGGACUGCCUUCUGUUCGAGGAUCUCCAGCCCGGAAUUGUCGCUUAUGUUUGGAAGCCCCUAGCUGCCGACUUCUCUAUACUACGGUCUGAGGUUGGUAUUGUUCUACGUAAAACUGCCAGAGGAGUGCCUGAGGAAGCCAAUCGGGACCUCCCAGAGAGAAUAGCUCAUUGUGAGGAGCUCAUGGCCAAUGUUAUCUCAGAUGUGAGCGCAAAGGCUGCUGAUUCUUCGAUAUCAUCACCCAGUACGGCAGCAAUAGUGCAGUUCUACUAUGCUGUUGGCUCUAUUCUGUACAUCUCUGGUUUGGCAGAGGAUUAUCGGUUAGCUGCUGUGGCUCAGAAUAAGGAGGAAGAAAGGAUGAGGAAAGAGAAGAAAGAGGUGAUGGCAGCCGGGUUUGGUUAG
Molecule: messenger RNA, 960 nt
Organism: Perkinsus marinus ATCC 50983
Lineage: Eukaryota; Perkinsozoa; Perkinsida; Perkinsidae
Exons: 1
Coding region: 1-960 (319 amino acids)
Source: RefSeq, a predicted model, not a curated record